Scleropages formosus (Asian bonytongue) is the source of this 714-nucleotide messenger RNA. It is a transcript of the gene chodl, whose product is annotated as chondrolectin. NCBI's taxonomy places the organism in Eukaryota, Metazoa, Chordata, Actinopteri, Osteoglossiformes, Osteoglossidae. The coding region runs from base 16 to 714 and encodes 232 amino acids. The record is from RefSeq and is a predicted model, not a curated record. The transcript has 4 exons. Gene Ontology annotation, biological process: positive regulation of axonogenesis. Gene Ontology annotation, cellular component: cytoplasm.
GCAUACUUCCGGGACAUGUCAAGCCGCGUGGCCUUCUGGGAGGCACAACAGGCCUGUGAGAUGGACGGAGGGGCCCUGCUGAGUGUGGAGAGCCAGGCAGAGCAGCAGCUCAUCGAACAGCUCUUGCAGGAUCUAAGUUCCUCCUCCAGCAUUGCACCUGGUCCAGGAGAGUCAGAUGGAGACUUCUGGAUUGGACUGACACGGGCCAACAGGGAACCCCAAGACUAUGGCCACUUUGCCUCCUGCCCUGACCUGUACCACUGGACAGACAGGAGCACAGCACAAUUCAGGAACUGGUACUCUGAUGAGCCCUCCUGCGGAGGUGAGGCCUGUGUGGUGAUGUACCACCAGCCCACUGCACUCACUGGCCCAGGAGGGGCAUAUCUCUACCAGUGGAAUGACGACAGAUGCAACAUGAAGCACAACUUCAUCUGCAAGUAUGAGCCAGGUAUAAGAUCAGACCAGCGGCACAAACACAUCUUUUCAGACAGCAGCUCAUUUGUAGAUGCGCACAUUCUACUUUCCUUCUCAGGUCUUCUGCUCAUUUAUGUGAUUAUUCCCACCAUUCCGUUGCUGUUGCUGAUCCUGGUAGCUUCAGGGACGUGUUGUUUCCAAAUGCUCAGUAAAAGCAAACCUCGGACCAAAACCAGCGUGAACCAGACAACACUGUGGAUUUCCAAGACACCCAAGGCAGAAAAUGGCAUGGAGGUGUGA